AUGGAAAUGGAUGAUAAAUUUCACCCAAACAUGGCUUUGCAACAGAUACUGGGGCAGGCUGAGGCGUUUCUUCUGUGCGUGUUUGCGUGCCUUCUUGAAGUCUCCAUCGCCUUCUGCGUUGACCUGAAUGCAGAGAUGGACGAAUGUGCCCGGGUUAAUCGGUUCCCUCGUCUUUCGAGCAAACGAAGAGGCUUUGACUUUGGCUUUGGAUCCCUCAACGACACCGAAUACAUGUGUCGAACAAAAUUCCACAUCAAGAUAAUUCAAUGUGUAAAGGAGCGCUGCGAAGCCACAUUCAGAUCCUCGUCUGGGCCGGAGUUUAUGAAAGUCAUGUGGUCGCACACUCUCAACACCAGACGAUCCGAACGCGCUGCAGCAUACAUCUGCCGACAGCACAAUCUGAGAAUUGAAAACAAUUAA
Molecule: messenger RNA, 420 nt
Organism: Mesocestoides corti
Lineage: Eukaryota; Metazoa; Platyhelminthes; Cestoda; Cyclophyllidea; Mesocestoididae
Source: the annotation of a GenBank genome assembly